CGUGAAAUUUUGGAGGCAAAAAAGCGAAAUGAAUCUAGUGAUAGCGUGAAAAACUAAUUAACGUCGAUCAUUUCCUAAUUAAUUUAUACGUAAGUAUACCGCGAUUGAGAUAAAAUAAGUAUGUGCCUACGAGUGGUUGAUCCGUUGAUCAUUUGACCAGUGUCACCGCUUUUUUAAACGAUUACGAUUAGCUAAAUAGCGAUAAUUAUUAUCCCGGUACAUCGUUGCGGUUACUUGAACGUUCUCGGAUUGCAUCAUUCCCAUAAUUUCAAAUUCUUUCGUAGCCGUUGAAAAUGAAACGCGGAGCUUUGAUCGUUUUGGAAGGCUGUGAUCGUUGCGGGAAAUCUACGCAAUGUAGGAAAUUGAACGAAGAAUUGGCUAAAAGCGGUGUGAAAACUCGGUUGAUGUCUUUUCCCGACAGGACGACGCCCGUUGGUCAGUUGAUUAAUCAGUACCUGCAAAAAGUCAUCGAAGUACCGGACAAAGCGAUUCAUUUGCUGUUUUCGGCCAAUCGAUGGGAAUUGGAACCUAAAAUGAACGAUUUGAUAAAAAAUGGAACAACUUUGGUCGUCGAUAGGUAUUCGUAUUCCGGCGUCGCGUUCUCCACCGCUAAAAAUAAUAUGGACGUGAAUUGGUGCUGGCAGAUGGAAAUAGGAUUACCGAAACCGGAUUUGGUUCUUUUUUUGGAGAUGAACGUGAAUAAUGCGGACAAAAGAAACGGCUACGGCGGAGAACGCUACGAAGAGAAACCCUUUCAAAGACAAGUUUCGGAGAAAUUUGACAAAAUGAGAGAUUCUUCGUGGAAGAUGAUCGAUGCCGAUAAAGAUAUAGAAGCGGUACACGAACAGAUAAUGACGUACGUGAAGGAAGUACUCGAUAAUGUUGGCGAUAAACCGCUGCAGCGUUUUACGUGAAAACUGAGGCUCCUGUUGGGUUACCUUUACCACCUAGCUGUUAAAACCUGCAUCACUUGUUGAUAUACGUGGCUGUUGCUUUUUCCUACUCGUAGCGCAACUUACGCGUACGCGUACUUUGUAUCAUCACUGUUCACUGGCGACUUGACGACUUGCGUGCUGUGUCCGGCAUCCGGCAUAGCACGUCAAAUCCACGUAUUCGUAUCGCGUAGAAAUACUUUCGUAGACGUAGCUGGUAUUCAUAUAAAUGUAUAUUGUAUUUGCCCAGCGCAAACCUUCAUCGCCCGCCGCGCCGCGCCGCGCCACGCCACGCCGUUGACAUCAUCAUCACCGUGACCAAUCAAUGGUGAUCACCAUUUAUACCAAUUCGCUCGUGGACUCCGGUCCGACCGGCGUGGCGUGGCGUGGCGUGGCGUGGCGUGGCGGUGCUGUAUUUAUUGUGAAUUUUUUCAAAUAAACGCUAUCUUAAGGUA
Molecule: messenger RNA, 1387 nt
Organism: Planococcus citri (citrus mealybug)
Lineage: Eukaryota; Metazoa; Arthropoda; Insecta; Hemiptera; Pseudococcidae
Product: thymidylate kinase
Exons: 6
Coding region: 294-914 (206 amino acids)
Biological process (GO): dUDP biosynthetic process; dTDP biosynthetic process; dTTP biosynthetic process
Cellular component (GO): mitochondrion; cytosol; cytoplasm
Molecular function (GO): ATP binding; dTMP kinase activity; nucleoside diphosphate kinase activity
Source: RefSeq, a predicted model, not a curated record